GCCUCCAGGACAGUCUGAUAGGGAGCGCCUGGGAAGCGGAUCAGCACCUCCUACCGUCUGGCAGGCAGCAAUACUGGGAGAAGAGCUACCGUCCCGCGGUCGAGGGAUGGCAGCUAUGUUUAAGGAGACAGAACUUUGGUUCAAAAGCCUGAGGAAGCAAGAUCAGCCUACUAGCAAACAGAAACGGAAGUGCUGGUCGCUCUCACGCUCCCUGCCGGAGCUCGCGUGUGACCCAUCGGACGUGGCCAGGACCCGCCAGAGCUCCCAGGAGAGCCGCCUUCGACGUCGGACGGUGCAGGUCCAGCGCCACCUGGAGGCCCUAGUUGAGCAGAGUCGCCGCCAGACGGCUCUGCUGCUGCGCCGCCAGCAGAGAGCCACCGCCGUCCAGAGGUUCCUUCGGCAGCCCAUCGCCGCCCCGCAGUUUACAUGUGAGAACACGGAACAAGGAGAUACCUGCUGUCCGCUGACGGGCCCGUGCGGCUGCCGCGCCACCAGCGACCCCUCUGCUGAGCGGCUGGCGUGGCGACAGAGCGACCCCGACCUCUGCCGAGAGAGGACCUACCCGGGACUACCGUGCCGCGUGCCGUGCUGCGAGCCGUUCUACACGCAGCAGGCGGCGGCAGAGAACCACCGCUAUCCGUGGCGAGGAGCGCACACCAUAUAA
Messenger RNA from Amphibalanus amphitrite, 664 nucleotides. RefSeq lists its product as uncharacterized. The transcript is spliced from 6 exons. The record is from RefSeq and is a predicted model, not a curated record. NCBI's taxonomy places the organism in Eukaryota, Metazoa, Arthropoda, Thecostraca, Balanomorpha, Balanidae. Bases 107 to 664 code for a protein of 185 amino acids.